GUAUAAUUUGUUUCAGUUCUUCGUCUUCGUUCCGACGUCGUGAGUCUACCAACAACACGACCACUACAUUCCCGAUAUGGCGCAAAGCGAUAUCGAACCGAGGCCCAUAAUCGGGACUCAGUCAUCGCUCGACUACGACCCUACACUUCUAAAUCUCGCUCUCACUGAAAGUACGGACGAGAUAGGCGGAUCAACAGUCAAGGACUUUAAGGAGACCGUCGUGCGUGGCGUGCGGUCGACAGACGAGGCUACAAACGCGCGUUUUCCGCCUUCUGGCGCGAAUCAGUUUGAGAGAGAGGAUGGCGACGCGAUGUGUGAGAAUUCGGCACCUUCUGAAGGUGUUUCGCAUUGUUUUUCGCCUCGUAAUCCGUUUGCUGUUGACACUGAGGGGGUGAGUGUGGGUGCGGUUGCGGGGAAUACCCCGAUUAGUGACCCGACGAAUCCUUUUUAUGACGUCACGAGAGAGGGAGAGGCGAUGGAUACGGAUGCGGCUGUUGUGACCGACGCUCCCACUACUAGUAACAACGACAACCAGCCAUUGGGUCAACUUCCUGUUCCUGCUAUAUCUCCAUCCACACCUCAUUGUGUCAAGUGGUUGCUAUGGCAAGGCGGCAGCAUUCCCAUAGCAACACAAAAUGAGAACGGACCUUGUCCUCUCCUUGCAAUCUGCAACACUUUGCUGUUAACGAAGGUACUCACUCUUCCUCCGGGAACGAAGCAAAUCUCAUCGGAAUCGUUAGCACAAAUGGUAGCAAACCGUCUGCUGGAGUCAAAUCCGACGGCGUUGAGUGAGGACGAACGAUUGAAUUAUGAUCGUAACGUGCAGGAUGCGAUUACCAUGUUUCCGAAGCUACAAACAGGUCUUGAUGUCAAUGUCAAAUUUUCUGGUGUGUGCGACUUCGAAUUCACACAAGAGCUCGUCAUCUUCGAUCUCCUCAACAUCGGUCUCUACCACGGAUGGCUUGCCGACCCUCAAGACUACGACCAAUACAGAGUUGUUAAAAACCUUAGCUACAAUCAGCUGGUUGAGAAAAUUAUUAAUGGCUUGUCAUCGCCCAUGGCUCAGUCUCCUAACUCAGCGACUGUUGCUGCUGUCGAUGCGUCUGUGGCUGAGAAUUUUCUGAACUCGACGGCAUCGCAGUUGACAUAUCACGGGCUGUGUGAGUUGAAUGUGAAUGUCAAGGAGAAUCAGAUGUGCGUUUUCUUCAGGAAUAAUCAUUUUAGUUCAAUGUAUAAGUACAAGAAUCAUCUCUAUUUACUUGUGACGGAUCAGGGAUACUUAGACGAGCCGUCGAUUGUGUGGGAGCAUUUGUCUAAUGUGGAGGGUGACACGAGCUUCGUUGACGAGAAAUUUCAACCUGCUGGGCGACAUACACAGAGACAAUUGUAUCAGAGGGAGGAACGUUCUGCUGCUACUGAGGGUGCGGUUGUACAGCCACGAGAACAGACACAGAAUGUUGGGGAGGCAAUGAGUCAAGAAGAUCAAGAUUACCUGAUGGCCGUCACGUUGCAGCAAAGUGAAGACGAGGCAGACGCCGCAGCUGAACAACAAACCAGCACCAACACAGCAGGACAGCCCACAAGCGCAUUCGAACAGCCAGCAGUCGUUGCUCUACCAGAAGAGACGGCAAACGACUCAGCCCUUUGUUUUGAUCGUCAACUCGCUCUCGAGCUACAUCGCGAAGAAAUUGAUCAACUGCAGCGGCAACGUUCGGCGUAUCAAGCUUCGAUGUCGAGAGGUGCCACGCAUGCAGGUCAUCGACCUGCCAUGCAUCAGACCACAACGUCCAUUCCUCGGGAGCGACGAAACAGCGGCUGCACAAUUUUGUAAGAGACUCAUUACUUGUACAAGCGUAAAACAUUUUGAUGACGUCAUUAAGGUAGUAUGACGUCAUCAAGGUAAAAGGUUAACGACUGGCGUUGGCGUAAUGAGCGGUUGUUGCUAGUCGUGUGUUUACUGACAAGUUUGUAUGGCUUCUGUGUGGCUGAUUUGAUAUUAAUGACUGCAAGUACAAUGACAGUUGAACUUUUGUCAA
Molecule: messenger RNA, 2036 nt
Organism: Corticium candelabrum
Lineage: Eukaryota; Metazoa; Porifera; Homoscleromorpha; Homosclerophorida; Plakinidae
Product: ubiquitin carboxyl-terminal hydrolase MINDY-1-like
Exons: 7
Coding region: 77-1831 (584 amino acids)
Biological process (GO): protein K48-linked deubiquitination
Cellular component (GO): cell periphery; cytosol
Molecular function (GO): cysteine-type deubiquitinase activity; cysteine-type carboxypeptidase activity; K48-linked deubiquitinase activity
Source: RefSeq, a predicted model, not a curated record